AUCAGCUGUCCGUCCGGGUGGCUGGUCUCAGAUGAUCCUGCGGGUGAAGCAGCCAGAUGUGGAGUUCCUGGAUUGGCGUGGUUACAUGUGGUCUGCGGUUGUGAGGAACGUUGGAUGUACUGCCAAAUUCUCUAAAUACGAAGUUGGAGGAUUAUGGGUGGACGAGAUGCAGGAAGGAAAUAUUAAUGACGCUUUGCCUACCUCCAAGAACCACACAGGUUCCCAUCCCAUGCAGACUCCGAAGAAUGAGGAUGCCUAUGAAAUCUCCAUUCCCUUUGAGGAGAAUAACUUUGAGCAGCAAGGCUUCUUCAAUCAGAAUGAGCAGAGUUUUGAAGAGUCGCCCCCUCCCUCGGGUGCCCCCCCACCAGGCAGCUCGUACCUGCUGAUAACCAACCUGCGGACACAGCUGCAGAUCUCCCUGGAGAAGAACUCGUGGCUGCACAAACGCAUCGAUGACCUGGAGGAGGAGAGGGACUUCCUGCGUUGCCAGCUGGACCGCUUCAUCUUCUCUACCAAGACCCAAGGCCAUCAGAACCAGGGCCCCAGCGAGAGCCAGUACAGCAACGGCUAUGACUCUAGACGUUUUGAAUGGAAGCCGAGGAGAGAGGUGGAUCGCCCAGCUGAGCAGAAGUCCGAGCCACAGCGUUUCACAUCUCGUCAGAUAUUCCAGCGAAGACCAUCCCCCACUGCCAUGGCCCCACCCAAAAACCACACUUCCAGCACGAUAGCCAAUCAGAUGGCCGCGAUGAGCUCCAUGUUCAGCUCCGGGGCCUCCCAGAGCCUCUUGCAGGGGCACAGCAGUGGCAGUAGCAGCGCUAUUAGAGCCACCAUGAGUGACAUGAAUGCACACGGGAGCGUAGGGCCAGGUCUUGUUUGUCUGUUCAGAUUCCCUGUCCCUCCUGGGGGAGGCCGAGGAGUUCCUGGAGCAGGAUGGCUACAUGAACGAGGAGGAAAUGAUUUCAGGAGAGGAGGUGAUGUCCGAGGGCAUGAGCAGCGGUGGGCACCCAGGGAUGAAGAGGAGGCGGGUCUUCCGAUUCACCAGGGAGAGGCAGAGAGUAAAAGACGCUGCUGGGGUUCUGUUUCGCUACAAGAAGAUCCUGCUGACCUACCAGCGGCUGAAGAACAUGUCUAAGGCCUUCCAGAUCCACGGCGUAGACCGUAACACGGUGGCCUCCACCACGCCCAUCGCUGAGAUGCUGCUGGUGGCCCCAGAGAAGGUGGCGGAGGUGGGCGAGUUUGACCCGUCCAAGGAGAAGCUGCUGGAUUACGCACGGCGCUGCUACGUCGCCCUGGACGAGGAGACUCUAAGCAGGGUGCAGGCCCUGAAGAAGAACAACCUGCUACUACCCAUCUCCUACAGGUUCAGACACUGAUGGGGGGAGGGACGCUGGGGCCAAGGGGAUGAGGGGAAUCUGGGGGCCAAGGGGAUGAGGGGAAUCUGGGGGCCAAGGGGAUGAGGGGAAUCUGGGGGCCAAGAGGAUGAGGGGAAUCUGGGGACCAAGGGGAUGGGGGGGUGCUCUGGGGGGAGGAGGGCUUCAUUUUGUCGUGGAGAAGAGCAGGGUGGGACUUUUGGAGAAGGUCAUCACUCAACCAUCUCCCUAAGAUUCAGACAUUUAUGGAAAGUUAAGAUUUGUGUAUGGGAGCGCUGGAUAUGUAGGGGAGGUUGUUGCCCAUCCCAUACACAGAAUCUGUUUUCUAUUCUUAACUAUUUGUUCAGAAUCCUUUUGAAGCUGAGGUAAUGAACUAUAGCAUUCCUUAUUUCUGACCAGAGUACUAUAUUGAACUUUGUAGUACUUUAUUUCAGUGCAAUUUUGACACGUAGGGCCCCAUUUUGCUCAUGCCAAAAAUUGGUGCUAUUGUCUGAAGAGGCCGUAAUACUCCCAAAUACUUACAUUAGCAGCAUGAAGGUACAGUGACCAAAUCAUAGAUUUGUAGCAUUCCAAACUAGCUCUUUAUUUUCAUCACACUUGAAAUAAGUGCCAUGCUGACUAUUUGAGGUAAUAUGGCCUUUUUUGACGAUCAUCUAUUUUGAGCUGUCUGCAUUUCACCUUUUAGUGUCUUCAUGUAAAAGUGGUUUCAUAUUCUGCACCCUCACAAAAGCAAUGUCAAUACUAUACAUCUUUAUUUACAGAUAAAUGUUUGUUGUUUGGAUAACAUUCUCUCAUGUUUUUCCUAGCACUUCAAAAACAAAUGUAUUAUUUGUGCACUUAAAUGAUGACCAUAUUUAGAUAUUUAAAAAAGCCCACACCCAGUGAUUUUGGAUCUGUCUCUCAUUUCUCCAGGUUGAAAGGAGGAGAGGAUUCUCUUAAAGAGAAGGAAACUCACGCGACCACAAACUGAACAAAGCAAAGAGUAGUUGCACACUCUAUUGCUCAGAUUCAAUCCUUUAGUAGAAUCAUUCCAGUGUUCUGUCAGAAAGCUUCCAGGUUCUGAAACAAAGGAAGUUAGCUAGCUGACUGACCACUGGUGUUGUGUCUGCACCAGAACAACAGAAUAAGCAGAUAUUCUUUGCUUUGGAAGAAGGAUGGGGACAGUUUUGGGGACAGUUCUACUGUGAGGCUAAGCUGUUGUACCACAACAGCUUAGCCUUUUUUUUGUUGCACCAGAAUAUAUUCUGUCACUGUAAAGUGCCACUGUAGCAUACCGUUGUGAGAUGUGUCAUUUGACUGAAGUGUGGUGUAGUAUAACAUCACGUACCCUUUGUACUGUGCUACGAAGAUUCGUUUUUUACUAUAAUAGUAGUAUGAUUUACUGUGCUAUUUCACCAUCAGUUGAGAUUUGUGCUUUCUUUUUUCAGUCAUAUACUGCAAUACUUUGUUUGCUUGGGAAUAAUUUAGAUUGCAUACUAUUACGUUUCUCUUUUUUUGUGUUCCAAUAAGCUCAGUGAUUUCCACAAAAGGGACAAAAUACAAAAUGUUGAUUUUUAUUUGAACAUGUCUAUGUAAAUCAAUAUCAAUCACCAGUUCCCCAUUACAAUUGCAUGUCAAAUUAACUCUUGUUGGUCAGUUGUUUAGACAGAGCUGUUGUUGAACUUAAUAAUGAUGUUAAAAAAACAAUAGCAGUAGUAUUGGCGAUGGUGUAAUAUAGUGGUAUAUUGUGUGUGUGUGUUAUACUGAAACUGGUACAAGGAAUUGCUGAGACCCCAGGUUGUCUGAGUGUGUGAAAGGAUACCUCUCACUUUAAACUUCAUGUCUUACUUAUUCACAACACAAACUCUCCCAGGGACGGGUAUCAGUGUGUACAACUGCUGAAAUCAUGUUAUGUUCCAACACCUUUUCUAUACGGGUCAGAGAUGUCAUUUUGACUUUAAUAAGGAACCAAUCAUUUACUGAAAGGUACCGUACAACCUGUAUCAUUUAAGAUACCGGUAUCUGUGUGCAGCAUUUCAAAAAUGUUUAAUAUUGUAUUUCUCUUCAAGAAUAAUGAGGAGUAGCCUGUAAUUCAAAAACUGAUAAUGUUUGGUUGAUUAUACAAAUUGUAUGGACUGUAAAAAUUGAAAUGCCAUUAAAGCAUUUGAUUUCUUAAAAAAUCCUGA
Molecule: messenger RNA, 3535 nt
Organism: Oncorhynchus kisutch (coho salmon)
Lineage: Eukaryota; Metazoa; Chordata; Actinopteri; Salmoniformes; Salmonidae
Product: coiled-coil domain-containing protein 106
Exons: 8
Coding region: 32-1132 (366 amino acids)
Cellular component (GO): nucleoplasm
Source: RefSeq, a predicted model, not a curated record